UUCUCGGGGAUUGGCUGCCUUGGGCCUGGUGGGCGGCCCGGGUCUGGCCGAAGUUGGGGGCCACUGUCGCCGGAUUCCCCAGGGUUCUGACAUUCGUGGUCCAAGCAGAAGCCACCCUGGUGUCCAGCCGCGCUCUGUCGCAGCGGACCAGGAGUUCUCUGACCCCGAGUCAAGCUCUCCCGCCUCUCCAGUGCGUCCAAGCCUCAUCCAACCCCGGGAGGACUGGGCCUUGGGGCCUCACGUGGGUGUCGGCAGCCUGGGCUGUAGCCCGGGGGCCUCUGGGGCCGGUUCCGGGACCCGGAGGGGCUGCAGGAAGCGGAGGCGGCUCGGGACCGGUCGGAUCGAAGCGGGCGCAGGCAUCCGAAACGGCUGGGGUGGCCGCGAGCCGGCUGCUGAGUAAUCCCGGGCGGCGGGUGGGGGCGGCCGGGCGCCCACGUUCCCCGCGCCGCAGCCGGGCGGCGGCUCCGCCUCCGCCUCCGCGUCCCUCCCCGCCCCCUGCCGGCUGCUGAGCUCGGCGCCCCGCAGGUCGGAGCGGGGCUCGGGGAGCGCGGGCCGCUGCAGCCGCCUCCCGCACCUCGCCUCGGCCCGCGCGGGGCCUCGCGCGCCCAUGGCCGGCUCGGAGCAGCAGCGGCCGCGGCGGAGGGACGACGAUUCGGAGGCGGCGGCGGCGGCGCCCCUGCAGGACGCGGAGCUGGCCCUGGCUGGCAUCAACAUGCUGCUCAACAACGGCUUCAGGGAGUCGGAUCAGCUUUUCAAACAAUACAGAAAUCACAGUCCACUAAUGAGUUUUGGAGCCAGCUUUGUCAGCUUUUUGAAUGCCAUGAUGACAUUCGAGGAAGAAAAAAUGCAGUUGGCGUGUGAUGACUUAAAAACCACGGAAAAGCUGUGUGAAAGUGAAGAGGCUGGAGUCAUCGAAACAAUUAAGAAUAAAAUCAAGAAGAACGUUGAUGCCCGAAAAUCCCCUCCCUCCAUGGUUGAUCGACUUCAGAGGCAAAUCAUUAUCGCUGACUGCCAGGUCUACCUGGCUGUGCUUUCAUUUGUGAAACAGGAGCUGUCUGCCUACAUAAAAGGUGGCUGGAUCCUUAGGAAAGCCUGGAAGAUUUACAACAAGUGCUAUGUGGACAUCAACGCCCUUCAGGAGCUCUAUCAGAAGAAGCUGACAGAAGAGCCCUUGUCUUCUGAUGCUGCAAAUGAUAACCACAUUGUGGCUGAAGGGGUGACUGAGGAGUCCCUAAACAGACUGAAAGGUGCUGUUAGCUUUGGAUAUGGCCUUUUUCACCUUUGCAUAUCCAUGGUGCCCCCAAACCUGCUCAAAAUCAUCAACCUGCUGGGGUUUCCUGGAGACCGCCUGCAGGGCCUUUCUUCACUGACGUAUGCAAGCGAAAGUAAGGACAUGAAGGCCCCUUUAGCUACGUUAGCGCUGCUGUGGUACCACACGGUGGUCCGCCCGUUCUUUGCCUUGGACGGCAGUGACAACAAGGCAGGCCUGGGUGAAGCUAAGGAAAUUCUUCUCAAAAAGGAAUCUGCUUACCCGAACUCUUCCCUCUUCAUGUUCUUCAAGGGACGGAUCCAGCGAUUAGAGUGUCAAAUCAACAGUGCCUUGACGUCCUUCCACACUGCUCUGGAACUGGCCGUCGACCAGAGGGAGAUCCAGCAUGUCUGUCUGUACGAGAUCGGCUGGUGCAGCAUGAUUGAACUCAACUUCAAGGAUGCGUUUGGUUCCUUUGAGAGGCUGAAAAACGAGUCCAGGUGGUCACAGUGCUAUUACGCGUAUCUGACUGCAGUUUGUCAGGGAGCCGCUGGUGACGUGGAUGGGGCGCAGCUCGUCUUUAAGGAAGUCCAGAAGCUGUUCAAAAGGAAGAACAACCAGAUCGAACAGUUUUCAGUGAAAAAGGCCGAGAGAUUUCGGAAGCAGAGCCCAACCAGAGCGCUGUGUGUGCUGGCGUCCAUCGAAGUGCUGUACUUGUGGAAAGCCCUUCCCAACUGUUCCUUCCCCAAUCUGCAGAGGAUGAGUCAAGCUUGCCAUGAAGUGGACGAUCCAUCUGUCAUCGGAUUGAAGCAUUUGCUCCUUGGUGCCAUACACAAAUGUCUAGGAAACUCACAAGAUGCUGCUCAGUUCUUCCAGCGAGCUGCCAAAGACGAACUGUGUCGUCAGAAUAACUUGUAUGUCCAGCCAUAUGCCUGCUACGAACUUGGCUGUCUUCUUCUAGACAGACCGGAGACUGUAGGAAGAGGCAGAACUCUUCUCCUUCAGGCAAAGGAGGAUUUUUCUGGCUACGACUUUGAGAACAGAUUGCACGUCCGCACCCAUGCUGCUCUGGCCUCCCUGAGGGAACUGGUCCCUCAGUGAGAAACUCCGAGUGACCCCUCUGUCCCCUCCACCCCGGGUCAGCAGUGUGAAAGCAGAGGAGAAAGCUCUUUUGAAGACCAGCUUUUCUUCUGGAGGUCACCUGGGGUUUCCUGGUGUCGCUGACAAAUUAAAGAUCCCUCUCCCAAACAUGUAGCUGCGGAAUAAUAAAGACGUCCACAAUGACAAAAGUAACCGACCCGGGAGAUGGUUAAGUGACCUUGUUCAAACAUUUUAGUUUUGUGAUUUAUUAUUUUUAAAAUAAAAUCAAGCGAAAUAUUCA
This is a messenger RNA of Psammomys obesus (fat sand rat), 2630 nucleotides long. It is a transcript of the gene Ttc39c, whose product is annotated as tetratricopeptide repeat domain 39C. Bases 608 to 2350 code for a protein of 580 amino acids. Gene Ontology annotation, biological process: otolith morphogenesis; cilium assembly. NCBI's taxonomy places the organism in Eukaryota, Metazoa, Chordata, Mammalia, Rodentia, Muridae. Gene Ontology annotation, molecular function: protein binding. The record is from RefSeq and is a predicted model, not a curated record. The transcript has 14 exons.